Molecule: messenger RNA, 552 nt
Organism: Fusarium subglutinans
Lineage: Eukaryota; Fungi; Ascomycota; Sordariomycetes; Hypocreales; Nectriaceae
Exons: 1
Coding region: 1-552 (183 amino acids)
Source: RefSeq, a predicted model, not a curated record
AUGCUCACUUUUACGACGACCCCUUCGGGCGCAGGGAUUGCCCGGACAAGACAAGCCCUGAGUAUCAUGAGCGUGUCAGGAAAGCCCUCGGCCCUCGAGGGAAAGUACCUCGAGGUUUAUCAAGACUACCAGGCCUGGAAGAACGAAGUCAUUCUUAUGAUUGAAAGAGACGACCAGCAUAGCUGGAGCAAUUUCAUACUGGACCCUCACGACCGCAUGGAAUUUGGCGAAGGGAUAUUAGACAACAUCGAGGCUUUCGUUCCCUUUUCCAACAAGUUAUACCCGUUUCCGAGCUACAAGAGCCAAGAUACCUUGAAUGAUAAACUCUUCAAGAAGCGGAUGCGAUUGGCCGAAGUAAAGGGACUCAUCGAGACCGGACGCCGUGAGCUGGCCCGGCUGGAGGGAUCCGACUCGUUCAUCCAACUUCGUAAAGAGUUCGUCGAGUAUCACGAAGAAGUGGCAGCCAGCUGCCAUUUUUGUGAUGUCAGUGAUAACUCGAGUAGUUCCGCGUCCACUGGUUCAGGAGGAACAAGCCGAACUAUUGAAGAUUAA